UGGGCCCUGGGAUUUCCCACCGAGCCGGGUUGAGCCGCCGCCUUGGACUGCGUCCGCGACCCGCGAUGAGCACCAGGGCCUGUGCCAGUCCCAAACCGCCAACUCUUGGAAUUUAGGGUCGCUGACGCAGACUUCAAGAGUUAAAAGCUGGAUGAAGUGCCUGUUGGCUCAAGAUCGGGCUUCUCUCUCUGCUUAGUCCUUGUUUGCGUGGGCGUGCCCAGGGCGGAAAGUCGGGUCUCUGCUACACCUUAGCUUUUCUCAUCCUCCCUAACCCCCAGGGUCUGAUGAGUAUUUCACACCCCUAAGGUAAUCCGGAAUGGCUACCCUGAUCUUUGUUGAUAAGGAAAAUGGAGAACCAGGCACCCAUGUGGCUCCUAAGGACGGGCUGAAGCUGGGGUCUGGGCCUUUCAAAGCUUUAGAUGGGAGGUCGCAGGUUUCAACACCACAUGUUGGCAAAAUGUUCGAUGCUCCACCAGCCUUACCUAAAACUGCCAGAAAGGCUUUGGGAACUGUCAACAGAGCUACAGAAAAAUCAGUAAAGGCUAAUGGACCCCUCAAACAGAUACAGACAACCUUCUCUACCAAAAAGAUCACUGAGAAGACCGUGAAAGCAAAAAGCUCUGUUCCUGCCUCAGAUGACACCUAUCCAGAGAUAGAAAAAUUCUUUCCCUUCAACCCACUAGAUUUUGAGAGUUUCGACCUGCCUGAGGAGCACCAGAUCGCUCAGCUCCCUUUGAAUGGAGUGCCUCUCAUGGUGCUGGACGAGGAGAGACACUUGGAGCAGCUGUUACACCUGGGCCCCCCUUCGCCUCUGAAGAUGCCUCCUCCACCGUGGGAGUCUAAUCUGUUGCAGUCUCCCUCGAGCAUUCUGUCAACCCUGGAUGUUGAAUUGCCACCUGUUUGCUACGACUUCGAUAUUUAAAUUUCUUAGCACUUUAUCGUUUGUGUGUAUGUAUUAAGUUUGUAUUAAUAAAGCUGUUCUUUAACAGAC
Messenger RNA from Camelus dromedarius (Arabian camel), 991 nucleotides. It is a transcript of the gene PTTG1, whose product is annotated as PTTG1 regulator of sister chromatid separation, securin. The transcript has 5 exons. The record is from RefSeq and is a predicted model, not a curated record. Lineage: Eukaryota; Metazoa; Chordata; Mammalia; Artiodactyla; Camelidae. Gene Ontology annotation, cellular component: nucleus; cytoplasm. Bases 317 to 922 code for a protein of 201 amino acids. Gene Ontology annotation, biological process: chromosome organization; homologous chromosome segregation.